Panonychus citri (citrus red mite) is the source of this 2966-nucleotide messenger RNA. RefSeq names its product cell adhesion molecule DSCAML1-like. Bases 414 to 2705 code for a protein of 763 amino acids. Gene Ontology annotation, molecular function: protein binding. NCBI's taxonomy places the organism in Eukaryota, Metazoa, Arthropoda, Arachnida, Trombidiformes, Tetranychidae. The record is from RefSeq and is a predicted model, not a curated record. The transcript has 8 exons.
CCUCAUCAUCAUCUCACUUUCAUUCAUUUGUUAUGAUGAUCUUUAUCCACUUCACUUGAAAUUCAGUUUCAAUCUAAUAUUUUUUUCCCAUUGAAUCUUUUGUCUAUUUCUAAUUGUUAUCACUUAUCCUUUUUAAUUAAUUGUUCCAAUGUUGAUCAUGAUUAUCAAUCUAUGAUCAAGUUAAUUGUUUUAUCGUAACAAUAGUCACCAUAGUGCCAAAACCUAUGGUUGGAUUAGUUAAUUGUUGUUGAUUAUAUUUUGUUCAUUUACUUUCCUUUUAUUCAAUCAAACACUCAUCAACAUGGAUAUUGAUUUAAUUUAGUUUUCUUCAACUCCGAUCUAAAUUGCCGUCUUAAUUUUGUCUUCUAAUUGUUGUGGUUUAUUAACAUAAUCAAUAUUUUGCACAAUCAAUUAUGCUUCUAAUUGUUUCAGUAUUAAUUGUGUUUAAUUGUUUACCAUCCAUCAUAUCCAUUGAUUCUGGUCUUGGAUGGGAUUUACGUCCAAAUGAUUUAGAUUUAGGUUUAGGUGAUUCAAUUGUGAUCAAUUGUUCAGCUCAUGGUAAACCAAAUCCAACCAUCUCAUGGUUUAGAGUUGUUAAUUCAUCACAAGAUCAAGGAGAUUAUUACUACAAGCCUAUUGGUCAUGGAUCAACGUACACAAUUGAUUCAGUUAAAUUAGAGGAUUCUGGUCAAUAUGAAUGUAAAGCAACAUCUAAUAAAGAAUCAAUUAAUUGGAUGUUUCUAAUUAAAGUCUAUGAGGGACCUCGAUUUUCAAUCAAACAUAAUCGGGUUACUGCCGCUCGCGGGACCAAAGUGACCUUAUCUUGUGAGGCUUCUGGUACUAAGCCGAUAAUCAAUACUUGGCAUCGGCAAUUUUCAUCCGGCAAAUUGGAGCCAAUUGAAUUGUCAUCGUCAAGUCAAUCACGUUACAUGAUUAACGAAGGAGAUACCGGGAAAGAUCACAAUCGAAGUUUGUUCAAUCUUCAUAUCGAUAAAGUUCAAUUAGACGAUUCUGGUUCUUAUCUUUGUAAUGCUAACAAUGAUUUCGGUGACGAUUCAAUGAUUAACGUUCUAAUUGUUCAAGAUGUUCCAUCAAUUGUUGAAGGCUUGAAAAUCGAUACAAUUUGGACUCGAUCAAUUACUCUCCAAUGGUCAGCAGCCCAGCCUAAUGGGUCGCCGAUAAUUAAUUAUAUCCUCGAAUAUUGGCCUGGAAAUGGUACUUUGAGUGAGAAAACUGAACAAGAAUCAAUCAUCGGUUCACAAUUAACUCAUCAAAUUAAAGAUAAAUUGGAACCUGGGACAGUUUAUUCACUUCGUAUGAUCGCUGAAAAUUCAAUUGGACGGAGUUUACCUUCAUCGAUAAUCACAUUUAACACCAAAGAAGAGAUUCCCAAUGGAACACCGAUCGAUAUUAAAGUUGAGUCCAAGACAACCCGAUCAUUAGAAGUGACCUGGAAAGCGCCUUUAAUCAACCACUGGCGAGGAAAAUUAAUUGGUUACCAUUUAACUUACAAAGAAUCAGCUGAUUCAAUGUUAGCAUCUAGCGACUUUGAAAUUAGCUCUUACAGUUUGAUUGACAUUUCAUUCACCGGCGAACCAAGUAAUAAGUACCAACAAAAAUGGACAAUAACUGGACUUAAAGCGGGAACAACUUAUUCAAUUCUAAUUCGAGCUUACAAUUCCGCCGGUGAAGGUCCACUUUCUCCUCCAAUAUUUUCAUCUACUUCGGCUUUUGAUCCACCUAAAGCUCCAAUCAUCAGAAAUGCUGAGAAAAAGGAUUCUGGCUUCGUAGUUAAAUUAGACGAACCCUCGUCCAAUAUUAAUGUCAAUUAUUAUAAAAUCUACUAUAAGGAAGAAAACUCUUCAUGGUUAACUAAAUCAUUCACAGUUUCCAAAUCAAAUGAAUAUGAAAUCGAUGGACUGAAAAGUAACACUUGGUAUUAUAUUUACAUGAUAAUCGAUUCAGAUCAUGGAGUAAGUGAGCCCAGUCAAACGAUAAAUGUGAAAACAUUAGCGGACUCAUUCAAUUCAGAUUCUUUGAGCGAUCAACAUGAUUACAAUUACGAGAAUGACCUUCGAAGUGCUAAAUAUUAUGGUUCCUUCAUCGUGAUUCCAAUUGCGAUAACAAUUAUCAUCGUGGUGGUCAUUUGUGCAGUUGCCUAUGUAUUUGUCUACAUAGAAGAACGGAAAACUGACCUUAUCAGAUCAAAUUACAUGACGCACACACCGGCCACUAAUUUCCAAUAUCUUAGUCCAUUACCAGCCUCGGCGACACUUCAUCAUCCGACCAUGAUGUCCACAGACAAUAGUGUCUUAAGUUUGCAUCGAUAUGCCAACGAUACGAUCGAUCGAGGUCAACCUUUGAUACCUCGAACUUUGAUCUCGAAUAAAGAUUUUGAUACACUCAAGUGUUAUUACACUAAAAGGACAAUGGUACCUGAGAAUAUGAACCAAGAAUACUCGACACCUUAUGAGGCGAGAAUUUUUCGGGAACGAAGUUCAUCUUUACCUCCAGUUCCUCAAUCGAUGCAAGAUAAUCAACGAAUCGCAGCAACAAUUAACUCCACCCGUCAAAUGCCAUCUCAACAUAUCUACAUGAACGGGUCACAAUCGUCGUUAGCGUCGGUGGACGAUUGCGUUAAAUCUGACACGAAUCAAACACAAAAAGAUUCUGAUCAUCGUUAUGAUUACUUUAAUUUCUUAUGAUUUUCCCUUCGAUUGUUGAUCACCAAUCAACAAUACGAAUCACUGUGAUAGUUGUUUUCUAAUUGUACCAUUAAUCUUGACAAUCAAUCUUUUUCACUCUGUAAAUUGUAAUCAACACUAAUUGUUAAACAUUUUUUGAUAACAAAUCAACUCUGAUUUGACUUUUUUACUAAUCACUUUUUGCCUCAAUUUUAUCAAAAUCAAUGUAACUAAUUUAAACGAUUCCUGAUUAAAAUGAACACUUCCAAAGUGUUAAUCAUA